Molecule: messenger RNA, 734 nt
Organism: Pteropus alecto (black flying fox)
Lineage: Eukaryota; Metazoa; Chordata; Mammalia; Chiroptera; Pteropodidae
Gene: MED29
Product: mediator complex subunit 29
Exons: 4
Coding region: 65-664 (199 amino acids)
Biological process (GO): regulation of transcription by RNA polymerase II
Cellular component (GO): mediator complex
Molecular function (GO): transcription coregulator activity; transcription factor binding
Source: RefSeq, a predicted model, not a curated record
AGACGCUGAAAAGAAACCCGGCUAGACGCCUUGUGACGCACUUCCGACACGCUGAGCGAAGAAGAUGGCUGCGUCCCAGCAGGCUUCAGCGCCUUCCUCCGCUGCUGGUGUGUCGGGUCCCGGUUCGGCUGGUGGCCCGGGUACCCAACAGCAGCCGCAACCACCAACACAACUGGUGGGGCCUGCCCAGAGCGGACUUUUGCAGCAACAGCAACAGGACUUCGAUCCUGUACAGCGCUAUAAGAUGCUCAUCCCGCAGCUGAAGGAGAGUCUUCAGACUUUGAUGAAGGUUGCAGCCCAGAACUUGAUUCAGAACACUAACAUUGACAACGGACAAAAGAGCAGUGACGGACCCAUACAGCGCUUUGACAAGUGUCUGGAGGAGUUCUAUGCACUCUGUGACCAGCUGGAGCUCUGUCUGCGCCUGGCACAUGAGUGCCUGUCACAGAGUUGUGACAGUGCCAAGCACUCUCCAACACUGGUGCCUACAGCCACCAAGCCGGACGCGGUGCAGCCUGACAGCCUGCCCUACCCGCAGUACCUGGCAGUCAUCAAAGCGCAGAUUGCCUGUGCCAAGGAUAUUCACACCGCUCUGCUGGACUGUGCCAACAAGGUCACAGGCAAGACUCCUGCACCACCUACCGGCCCUGGAGGUGCCCUGUGAGCUGGCAGGGCUGGGAGUGGGGCAGGCUGUGUGGGAGGGAGACAGGGAGAGAAUGAAGAGUGGCCUCAAA